UUUUAGCCAGAACAGCUCAUGUUUUAUCCAUUUGUUGCCGCUUGGUUUGCGAAGAGUCGCCAAAUUUCAGAACUGGAUUUGAGUUUCAUUAAGAAGGUUUACAUUGCUGCCUGGGUUUUGGAUCCGACAACUGCCGACUUGCUGCACCAAAAGCUCCCUAAUGCAAAAAUUGUCCAGAUGUAUGGAAUGACUGAAGUCGUUGCCAUUUCCGCCUCCGACUUAAUUGACGACCGCGAGGAAGCGGAAAUAAAACCUCUGACAGUAAUUGAAAAUCAAGGCGAGCUAUGUGUUUCAUCUGGGCAGCUUUUACCCUUCAUCAAGGCAAAAAUCAUUGAUCUGAACAACGGAGAGGCGCUUCCGAAAGGUGAAAGGGGGGAAAUUUUGAUCUCAACACCCUCUAUGAUGAAAGGCUACUUGAUCAAUGGCGAGGAGCACAGGAAAGAAGGCGAGUGGCUGCAAACAGGGGACUUGGGAUUUUUCGACGAUGAUGAAAAUAUUUACGUUCUCGAGAGGCUCAGUUUUAUGUUUAAAUAUUUAUCUCUUUUUGUAUCUCCUAGUGAGAUUGAAUCGGUUUUGAGCGAGCACUCCGGAAUUCAAUCUGUCGGAGUGACGGGAGUUCCUGACCUAGAGGUCACGACCUUGGCAACGGCCUUUGUAGUUUUGAAACCAAGAACUCAACUAACAGAAGACGAAAUUUGCGCUUUCGUGGCCGACAAGCUACCGGAAUACAAGCACCUGCACGGCGGAGUCCGAUUUGUUGAAAAACUACCAGUUAACAAAGGUGGAAAGUUAGAUCGAGUCAAACUAAGGGAUAUGGCCCUGUCCGGGGAGUAAUUAAAUAAUUUAGAUUCAAUUAAAUUAGUAAAUAAUUAUAAUUUGCUGAAAAAUUAUUUUAAUUGAAACGUUUACAUUCAUUUUGGUUUUGUCGAAGGAAGAUU
Messenger RNA from Neocloeon triangulifer, 938 nucleotides. Its product is annotated as luciferin 4-monooxygenase-like. The coding region runs from base 19 to 834 and encodes 271 amino acids. The transcript has 6 exons. Lineage: Eukaryota; Metazoa; Arthropoda; Insecta; Ephemeroptera; Baetidae. The record is from RefSeq and is a predicted model, not a curated record. Gene Ontology annotation, molecular function: CoA-ligase activity.